AUGGGCAACGAAGACAUCAGCCGCAAGGACGUUUCGAGUCAGAAGGACGGGGCCGAUGACGAGAGCAACCCGUUCGUCGCCUUCCGGCGCUACGCCGAUGAGCAGGUCUCCACCAUGCUUCAAUCUAUCACAGGCCUCCCUUCGAUGGUGACACAGCCUCACAACGGCCACUGGGAUAUAUUUGCGGAUAAUCACAGCUACCAGAAUCAGAUGGCUUGUCAAAGAACCCAUGAUAAUACAGACAACAACAGCUAUCCAACAGACCGAGACAGUGGAAGUGGUUAUCCGGGCAACAGAGAUGGAGACGAUCCACGCAACUACAACUACGGAAAGCAUUCCCGACCACGCUGGCCUGAGAACGAUGAUUCGUGGAGAAAGUGGUAUAAUGGACCAUCCGACUUCUUUGGCCUCGAUUCCUUCUUCGACCGGUUCUUCGAGGACCGCUUCUUCCCUUUCGCAUCGCAACUCCUCCACUCCGGCCAGAACCUUCUCCUCCGCGAUAUGUUCGAGGACACCGACUCACCAAACUGGCCGAUCGGUUAUAUCCUGUUCAGCCCAUACUCGCCUCUCCAUCUAGAACGCCAAGCGCAAUACCAAGCGCAUCGUGAAAAGGGAGUUUUCUCAUCUCUCAUGUCAUCUUUGCAUCUCAACUCCGACCGUGAUCCUUCCGAACCGCAGUGGCGAGAAGCCUUCGAGGAUUUACUUCGACUCGAGAACGAUAAGCCGAUGCUCGAUCGUAAUGCCGUCACGAGAUCUGAGUCCGGAAAGGAUUGGCUACAAGGGCUUGUGAAAAGAGGCAGCUUGGGAGAUAAGUGGAAGUAUGUGUCUGGCAGAGAUGGCCAGUCUUGGUCGGGCGUUACCUUCUCUGGCCGUGCAGACCCAGAGCAGGACCGGUCUCAGUCUCGGCCUCUAUCUGAGAAAGAGAAAGAAUCUGCAAAUACAAAGGAGCCUGAUAACGAGCUGGAUCUAUAUGAGCGCUUCUUGGAUGAUAUCGAAAAUCGCGAACGUGAAUUCUUCAGCGGUGUCUCGGAAAGCCCUCUUCUGCGUCUCCUUCUCGAGGAUAGACGGCAGCAACAGGAAGAACUUGAGGAAUACAGACGUAGCCCUCCAAAUGUGAAGGAUGAGCACAGCAAUGACGACAAUGAGAAUUGGAUCGAUCUCGUGUCUGGCGGAAACAAGAAAUCUGUUCCUGAAACACCUAGGGAUUUACCGACCGAGAUCGAGACUAAGCCAACUGCAGCUGUAUCAGAACCAGCGCAGCCUCGUGUCGUCUCCACUAUGACUCGAACGGAACGUGUGCGGCUUCCCGAUGGCUCGGUUGAGAGCAAGAUCUUCAACACGAGGCGUUUCGCAGAUGGCCGAGAGGAAAGUGAAGAGUCUGUUGAGGUGUCUCAUCCCCAGAAAGGUUUGGAUUCCAAACCUGAGUCCGACACGUCGAAGAACGGUUGGUUCUGGAAAGACUAG
Messenger RNA from Penicillium samsonianum, 1464 nucleotides. RefSeq lists its product as uncharacterized. The transcript has a single exon. Bases 1 to 1464 code for a protein of 487 amino acids. Lineage: Eukaryota; Fungi; Ascomycota; Eurotiomycetes; Eurotiales; Aspergillaceae. The record is from RefSeq and is a predicted model, not a curated record.